This is a messenger RNA of Hibiscus syriacus, 652 nucleotides long. RefSeq lists its product as uncharacterized. NCBI's taxonomy places the organism in Eukaryota, Viridiplantae, Streptophyta, Magnoliopsida, Malvales, Malvaceae. Bases 77 to 436 code for a protein of 119 amino acids. The transcript has 4 exons. The record is from RefSeq and is a predicted model, not a curated record.
AGCGGGCACUUCUUUCCAUUCUCUUUUACAAUGUCACUGCUUCAGCUGCUCGGUACUAUAUUCAACCACAAUUACUAUGGCAAUGGCAACCAGAAUGGCCUUCAGAUCCGUAUCUCGUAGGUUCUCGACUGGCUCUGGAAAGAUACUCAGCGAGGAGGAAAAGGCUGCGGAAAAUGUUUACAUCAAGAAAAUCGAGCAAGAGAAAUUGGAGAAACUUACACGCAAGGGACCCAAACCAGAGGAGAAGGCCGAAGCAGGUUCAGGGGGUAGUGUGGCUGAACCUAACCUUAGUACCUCGACAACAGGAGCAUCUACUGAGAAAGUAUCAACUGAUAAGUAUCGAAACUAUGGGGUUCUCGCCGGUGUUGUGACCUUUGCUGGUGCUCUGGGAUGGUAUCUCAUGUCUAAGGAGAAGAAACAAGAAGUCCGUGACUGAGGUUUAAUGCAUCAGAUUUUGAAAGUGGAACAUGCCAUCAACAGUUUACCCCAUACCCUGUCGCACGGAGUAGGUGAUAAAUAAACCAAACUUUUAUAAGCAUUUUAUGUUGUUUUCUGAUUUGAUAAGAACUGUGUUGUAACUACUACUUACGUACUACAAUUCCAGGCUGUGGGUUUUCUAAAUGGCUUUUUCAUGAAUUUGUGGAAUUGAUUU